CGUAAAACUACAUCUCCCGUGAUCCCUCGCGGCAGCCCGGAUUCCUUCCGGUGAGCGGCCGCGCUAUUUAGCUACUUACCCCGGAAGCGCUUUCCCUUUCCUUCCAGCAGCGCGGAGCAAGAUGGCGGUGCAGAUCUCCAAGAAGAGGAAGGUAGGCCCCGGGCGGCUCCGAUACGGCUAAUGGCGGCCUGUUACAUGGACAAUAUCUCCGGCACCGGGUACUGCAGGGCCGGCGGGUCUCGGUUAUCCUCAGUCCGGGUCUCUGCGGGCGGGGGGUGGAGCGGAUGGAUGUAGAUUGAGCCGGACACAGUGCCUGGCACCGGGACACGGGAUACUGCCAGGCUGGCUUCGGCCUAGUCCGUAUAGACUAUAUGGGCUAUAUAUAGAGCAGGGAUCUUACACAGCCUGGGCUAGCUAUAUAUAUAUAUAUAUAUAUAUUAUAUAUGGGAUGUUAUACAGCCUGGGCUAGCUAUAUAUAUAUAUAUAUAUAUAUAUUAUAUAUGGGAUGUUAUACAGCCUGGGCUAGCUAUAUAUAUAUAUAUAUAUAUUAUAUAUGGGAUGUUAUACAGCCUGGGCUAGCUAUAUAUAUAUUAUAUAUGGGAUGUUAUAUAGCCUGGGCGAGAUAUAUAUAGAGCAGGGAUCUUAUACAGCCUGGGCUAGCUAUAUAUAUUAUAUAUGGGAUGUUAUAUAGCCUGGGCGAGAUAUAUAGAGGGGGGGAUGUUAUACAGCCUGGGCUAUAUAUAUAUAUAUCUCAAUAUAUCAAAAAGGAAAGAGAUGCACUCUCAGGUCUUUGUAGAAAAAAACUCUAUUUAAUAACAGGUAACAUACAGCUGAUCGACGUUUCGACCUCUUCAGGUCUUCCUCAAGAUCAUGAGGAAGACCUGAAGAGGUGGAAACGUCGAUCAGAUGUAUGUUACCUGUUAUUAAAUAUCGAGUUUUUUCUACAAAGACCUGAGAGUGCAUCUCUUUCCUUUUUGCUUUACAUAUCCAGUGUGGGAUUGCACCAAGGCAGUCUUUUACUGAUUCAUUGAAAGGGUGAGUGCCACUAUACGUGUGUGUGUGUAUAUGUGUGUGUGUGUGUGUGUGUGUGUAUAUAUAUAUAUAUAUAUAUAUAUAUAUAUAUAUAUAUUAUAUAUAUAAUUUUGUUAUACAGCCUGGGCUAUAUAGGGGGACACUGCUGUAUGAGGGGCAUUGCUCAGCCUAGUCCGUAUAGAGGGGAUGUUAUAUAGAGGGGGCAUUGCACAGCCUGGGCUAUAUAGGGGGACACUGCUGUAUGAGGGGCAUUGCUCAGCCUAGUCCGUAUAGAGGGGAUGUUAUAUAGAGGGGGCAUUGCACAGCCUGGACUAUAUAGAGGGUCCUACUGUAUAGGGGGGGCAUUGCACAGCCUGGACUAUAUAGGGGGGGCAUUGCACAGCCUGGGCUAUAUAGAGGGUCCUACUGUAUAGGGGGGGCAUUGCACAGCCUGGGCUAUAUAGAGGGUCCUACUGUAUAGGGGGGCAUUGCACAGCCUGGGCUAUAUAGAGGGUCCUACUGUAUAGGGGGGCAUUGCACAGCCUGGGCUGUAUAGGGGGGCAUUGCACAGCCUGGGCUAUAUAGAGGGUCCUACUGUAUAGGGGGGCAUUGCACAGCCUGGGCUAUAUAGAGGGUCCUACUGUAUAGGGGGGCAUUGCACAGCCUGGGCUAUAUAGAGGGGGUGUUAUACUGCCUGGGCUAAAUAGAGGGGUCCUGCUGUAUGAUUACCCAGUGUGGAUUAUAUAGGUUAUUAUACAAACUGGGCUGUAUAGGUUAUUCUUGGCACUGCUGUAUGAGGGGUAUUACACAGCUUGUGCUAUACAUAGAGGUCCUGCUGUAUGAUUAUCAUAUCUGGGCUGUAUAGUUAUGUAGUAUCUAGCCUGGGUUGUACAAUUAUGGGCCCUGCUGUAUGAGGGUUAUAGCACAGCCUGGGCUAUAUGUUAUAGGCCCCCUGCUGUAUGGUUGUGGUAUCCAGUCUGGGUUGUAUAAUUAUGGGCCCUGCUGUAAGGGGGUUAUACAGCCUGGGCUAUAUAUGUUGGUAUAUUCUCCCUGCUGAAUGUAAUAUCCACCCGGGGAUAUGGAAGUUAUUAUGGGCCCUGCUGUAUGAUGGGUACAACACAGCCUGGGCUAUAUAGGUUAUGGGCCCUGCUGUCUGGGAUUUGUUGCAUCUAUCCCUGGGGGUUAUCACUCUGUCAGCUCCUUAUCACCAAGAUGGCAGGCAGCAUCCCUUCUGCAGGACAUUUACUGCCUACUUUAUAUUGAACAGGGAUAUUUACUGGAACUUUGAGUCAAGUUGUGGGAUAAACCAGUGUUACAUUGCCUUUAUUCUGCAUCAGAUGGAGUACAUGUAAAUAACUUUUAAUCUGUGAAUGUGGAAUGUACUUUAACCUCUUAAGGACACAUGACAUGUCAUGAUUCCCUUUUAUUCCAGAAGUUUGGUCCUUAAGGGGUUAAUGAUUUUGUGUUCAUGCAUGGCAGACUGAAAUCCACUGUAGAUCUAAGUGUUAGGAUUUUGGACAUGUGUUGGUGCAUCACCCAGGGCAGGUGAAGCAACAUAAGGUAAUUGGAAAUUUAUAGUUUUAGAUAUCCCUGGGCUGCCACACUCCAAAUCAGGAAAAUGUGUAUAUGCAGAGACCUUGAAAGUAUAGCUGCUUUAAAGGAUCACUUUAGGGUCAGGAACACAAACGUGUAUUCCUGACCCUAGAGUGUUAAAACCACCAUCUAGACACCCUAGGUCCCUCAUGCCUCCAUAAAUAUAGCAAAAUCUUACUGUAUUCAAGCCUGAAGCUGUAACUCUGCAUGCUGUUAGACGCAGAAAAAAAACAAGCAGUCUGCUGACAUCAUCAGAAGUGGUGGCCUGAUCCAAUCACAAUGCUUCAACAUAGGAUUGGCUGAAACUGACAAAGAGGCAGAUCAGGGGCAGAGCCAGCAUGACUCAAACACAGCCUUGGCCAAUCAGCAUCUCCUCACAGAGAUGAAUUGAAUAAAUGAAUCUCUGAGGAAAGUUCAGUGUCUGCAUGCAGAGGGAGGAGACACUGAAUGUGUGGAUGCAUUUUAGGCAGCCAUGACCGAGGAAGGAUCUCCAACAGCCAUGUGAGGAGUCGCCAGUGAAGUUAUUGCUAGGCUGUAAUGUAAACCCUGCAUUUUCUCUGAAAAGACUGUGUUUACUGCAAAAAGCCUGAAGGUAAUGAUUCUACUCACCAGAACAAAUUCAAUAAGCUGUAGUUUUUCUGGUGACUAAAGUGACCCUUUAAGUUGGGCGUGUAUAACACAUUUUGCAAUUAAUUGAAUUUGGUUUGUGUACAUUUUAAUUGCCCAGCCAUCUGUUUUUCCGAAAUCAUUUAUUUAUUUAUUUUUUAUUCCUUAUUUCAGUUUGUUGCCGAUGGCAUCUUUAAAGCUGAGCUCAAUGAGUUCCUGACCCGAGAGUUGGCUGAAGAUGGCUACUCUGGUGUGGAGGUCCGAGUCACUCCAACCAGGACAGAAAUUAUCAUACUUGCCACCAGGUAAGAGAUCCGAUAUUUCUUUACCAAUAUCUGGCAAUAAGGUGUACUCUUUGUAUUCUCUCCUCCUUAUCUGCCAUUCCAUAGAAGGGCUUGGACUGUUUAUGUUCUGUAUCAUAAUUAAUACACUAUCAGUAGUAUUCUCAUGCACUUUGGUUAACAUCUGGAUUGAAAUCCAGAUCUGUCGCCAUGCUGUUUUUCACUGGCUCACGAUUGUAACAGUCACCAGUUUCAAAUGAAAAACUAUAUCGUUGGGAAUAUAAACUUACUCCUAAUGCUGUAGUGUUCUAUUUGGUCCCCUCACCAUGCUGUUCUGUGUGGCUACCCCUCCUCCCUGUCUGAAAUCCUCAAUCUUGCUGAUUUCACAAAAUCCAGUGCUUCCCCAUAGACUGCAUGUGUGUCCAUCAGCAUCUCCUCAUAGCGAUGCAUUGUUCUGGCUAAUCUGUUUUCAUUAAAUUCAGUUUUUCAUCUUGCCUUAUCAAUUUUGGUGUUUGUUUCUGAGACUUUUAAAAUACAUGCUCAAUGUGCGAUUGUCUGCCCUCUGUGAUGAUACGAUGACGAGUCAGAGAGGACACUCUGUUCAGAGAUCUUGUUCAGGGUCACGUUCUGUGUUUCUGUACUUGGUUGCUGUGCAGAUUACGUCCUUUAUACUGAUUGAACUUGAGGCAUUUGUCUGAGAAGGGCAUGAGUUGUGGUUGCACCUUUGGUCAUUUCUUGGUAUUCAGAGCCAAGGCGAAGUAGUUACUUGAAACUAAACCUUGUCUGAAUUUCCUUACAGGACCCAAAAUGUCCUCGGUGAGAAGGGUCGUCGUAUCCGUGAGCUGACUGCAGUUGUUCAGAAGAGGUUUGGCUUCCCUGAAGGUAGUGUUGAGGUAAGCGAAUAAAUUGACUUGGGUUUCCAGUUUUUGUAUUUAAUAGCAAAAUUACUCCCCUCUAUUCUUUCUUUCCUUCCUGCAAAUCUGUAACUUACUGAGUAAUUCCUGGCCCUCAAAAUGUCCUCUUUGCUAGCACUGAUCUUUUCUAUUAGUAAGUGGUUAGCAUUGUCCAUAUCCAGUUCAUGAAGGCCAGGAAAUGACACCACUGUACAGGCUGGUACUGCGGAAGAUAUAAUUUCCUCUCACAUUUGUGAAACUUGCUAAAGCUAUAAAAGUAGCCACAUGUGGAGAGAUGGGAGCUUUGUAUGUCAUGAACUAAACAAGGAGCAUAGGUUAUGGUGCUUAUACCACUUUUUUUUUAUAUAUAUAUAUAUCUCUAUAUCUCUAUCUGUCUAGCAAGCUGUGGAUAAUGUUACACAUGUUUUGUAAUUUUUUCUUUUGAGAUAAACUUAAUUGGUUUUGGCUUUCUCCUAAACUGAUUUAAUUCCUUUCAGCUCUAUGCCGAGAAGGUUGCCACAAGGGGUCUGUGUGCCAUUGCCCAGGCAGAAUCUUUGCGUUACAAGCUCCUGGGAGGCCUGGCUGUGAGAAGGUGAGCGCCUGUUUGAUACAGAGUGAAUGUUUAAAAUAAUAGUGGGAAUAGAUAUUUUUGUGGGGGAAAUGCUUUGGGCUCUUAGAAGCCAAAUUGACACUAAAUACUUCCUCAUUAUUGGAUAUGUACAACCUGGACAGAUACAGGUUUAGAAUGUUUGUGGCUUUUUUUAUUUUUUUUAUUAUUUUUCCUUCUGUGAUGAUACGAUGACGAGUCUGAAUGGGUAAAUCCUUUUCCAGUGGUCAUUGUCUGCGUCACGUCUUGUGCUGUAGAUAAAAGUCCAUUGAGUGAAGUUUACCUUUUGCUUGAUGUCUAUGAGGCAUUUGUCUGAGAAGGUGUCUAUUAUAGUUUGCAUCUUGUUUUGCCACUAUAUUGCACGUUUUGCCUUAAAUAUAAUUUGCUUCUAUUGAGUAAAUUUAAGGGAUGCUAUAGUCGCCUUAACCACUUCAACUGAUUGUAGUGGUUAUGGUGCCUGAAGUCCACAUGCGCUCUGGCUCACAUCAAUGGUAAAUAGUUUACUCGCUGUUUAGCAGAAAUGAUCUGUCCCCAGCAGACCGCAGCCCAGCCCUGAUUGACAAUAUUGCAAUGAAGAUAUGAUGCACCUCACAGCAUGCCAGGGUUAGUGGGAAUUGAUAGUCUUUGUGUCAUAGGAACACUGCCUGCAGUCCCUAGUAUUACUUUGUAUGGAGCAAAGCGUAACUCUAUAAUAUCAUAACUAUCUCUGUUAAACAGUGAGUAAACUAUUUACGUUUGAUGCCGGAUUUGUCGCACAUCGAUGCCAGGCCACAUUACUACUUCAGUUGGUGUAACGGAUUAUGGUGCCUGCAGGGUUCCUUUAAGUAAAUGUGACCGAAUAUGUGCAGAGCUGAACCUAAUCUGUUGAUAAACUGUUUCAGAGCAUGUUAUGGUGUGCUGCGUUUCAUCAUGGAGAGUGGCGCCAAGGGUUGUGAAGUUGUUGUGUCCGGCAAGCUGCGAGGUCAGAGAGCAAAGUCCAUGAAGUUUGUGGAUGGCUUGAUGAUCCACAGUGGAGACCCUGUCAACUACUACGUGGAUACAGCUGUGCGCCAUGUGCUCCUCCGGCAAGGUGAGAAUAACUUCCUCUUCUGUACAGAGAUAAUGUAGUAGAACACUGAGUAAUCCUCUGCGUUACUAGAUUCCAAUCUCCUUCACAUCCUACUCGUGUGUUUAGUGUUACCUCCAUAGGCACAUAUGCACCACUACCAUAGCUUUUACUUGGCAUCAGUUCAUUGAAUUGUUCAUUCUAGUAAUCCCACCCCUUAAAUACUGUACCUUCUUGGACCAGGCCCCCAUGCUGGUGAUCAGUUGAUGCGGUGUGCAUAGGUACCAACUGCUAUCCAGGGGCUUCCUGAGUCAAGAUAGCUACCCAGAUUUUGAGCUGGAGGCAUUGCUUUUGUAGCAACAGAAGUUGUAGGAUGUUUGGAAGCCAUUACUUUUUGUGGCUGUGUGUGCUGGAGGUGCUCAGGCUGACACAGGUGGUCAGAGUACACCAUCUUGUGCAUACUACAGUAUAAUAGAUGGAACAGAGAGAGAUUGAAGAUAGCUGUUUAUAUUUUUUAUUACAGAUUUAGGAGUAUACAAAAACAGAUUUUAAAAUUUAGUAUUUUAGGGCCUGGAAUGUAUUUCAAGCUGUUCUGUCAUAUGUAAUAGAAAAUGGCUUAUGGUUACUCCAUUUGAAAGAAAACAUAUCAUAAAGUUUUGCUGAAUUAAAACCUGGCAGAACUGUAUUGAAAACUUUGCUACUUUUGCCCUUCUGUGAUGAUACGAUGACGAGUCAGAGAGGAUGCUCUGUUCAGAGAUCUUGUUCAGGGUCACGUUCUGUGUUUCUGUACUUGGUUACUCUGCAGGUUACAUCCUUUAUACUGAUUGAGCUUGAGGCAUUUGUCUGAGAAGGGUUAAAUUAAAACUAGGGCUGCACCAAAAUGAGAAUUCUGGGCUGAAACAGAAAAUUCAGGAUACCGAAAAUGACUUUUUUUUUUUUUUUGGGGGGGGGGGGUUCUAUAAUUUUAUUAGACUUCCCCAGUGUUCCUUUUCCCUUCUCUGUACCUUAGUUCCCCUCUAGUGUUCCUCUCCCCCCUCUUUAGUGUUCUCCUACCCGUCCCAAGUGCAGUAUUCUUGACUUUUCAUGUUAUUACUAUAUUUCAUUGUGAUAUAGAAUAAUCUGAAUUGCCAAUGCAAGCAUGUCUGUUAAACUAUGCACUACAAAAAUGUAAUUUAAAAAAAACUGCAAAUUUGGCUCGUUUUCAGCCUGAAGAUUUCGGCACAUCCUUUAUUAAAACAAACCAUGCGUUAGCCCAAAAGAUGUGUUGGACAAUAUUGUCGAUUAGCCACUAGGAUUGGAAAUGUUAACGGUCUGGGUAUUCCAGCAAUAGCUUUCCUGUCUUAUUCAGAGAUGCCGGUAAUAGUGGUUAGGGUGCUUAACGCCCAUUAAAGGAACACUGUAGGCACCAAAACCACUACAGUUUGAGCUUGGGAUUUCCACACUUUUAAUGGAGUCGCCAAACGCUCCCCAUAGAGAUACAUUUAGUGGUGAAGCAUAAUUGAUCUCAGCCGGUUGAGGUGGGACAUCUGUGGCAAAACUGGUGCACUGGAGGAGGGAGGUAAAGUAAAGCUUUAUUUUUGUUAAAGGGACACAAUAGUCACCAGAACUACAGCUUAUUGAAUUUGUUCUGGUUAGUAGAAUCAUUUCCUUCAGGCUUUUUGCUGUAAACACAGUCUUUUCAGAGAAAAUGCAGUGUUUACAUUACAGCCUAGUGAUAACUUCACUGGCCACUCCUCAGAUGGCGGUUAGAGAUCCUUCCUGGGUCAUGGCUGCCCAAAAUGCAUCCAAACAUUCAAUAUCUCCUCCCUCUGCAUGCAGUUACAGCUUCAGGCUUGAAUACAGUAAGAUUUUUACUAUAUUUAUGGAGGCAUGAGGGGCCCAGGGGGUUAGAUGGUGGUUUUAACACUAUAGGGUCAGAAUACAUGUUUGUGUUCCUGACCUUAUAGUGGUCCUUUAACUAAGGGGCCUAAUCUAGCAUUGGGCAUACUUGACUUGUGUGCAUUUAACAGCACUCUGGCUAGUGAAUUAAGUAUGUGAUAGGUGCAAACAAACGGAUUCUGCAGAUUUCCAUUUUUGUGUAACUUACAGUUAACAAGACCAUAUGUGCACUAAAUAUGUUGUAUAAUUUUGCAGGUGUGCUCGGUAUCAAGGUAAAGAUCAUGCUGCCGUGGGACCCAAGUGGAAAGAUUGGCCCCAAGAAGCCCUUACCUGAUCAUGUCAGCAUUGUUGAGCCCAAAGAAGAGAUUCUGCCCACCACCCCCAUCUCUGAGCAGAAAGGAGCCAAGCCAGAGCAGCAGCCCCAGCCACCAGCCAUGCCCCAGCCUGUUCCUACUGCAUAGUAAGAUAUCUAUGGUCUCUGUAUGGGAGGGUGCUCUCUUGCACACACUGGUUGGGGGGUAGUUUAAUCCCUUCUGUGAUGAUACGAUGACGAGUCUGAAUGGGUAAAUCAUUUUCCUGUGGUUAGUGUCUGCGUCACGUCUUGUGCUGUAGAUACAAGUCCACUGAGUUAAGGUUACCUUUCACUUGAUGUCCUUGAGGCAUUUGUCUGAGAAGGUGAUUUAUAAUUUGAUUUUAACCAUUUAAAAGAGCCCUGGAAAUUGUAAACGAAAAUUGCUGUCAGCGGUUACUGUGUAAUUUAUAUUAAUGGUUGCUUAAUUCGAAACUUAUCUUUAAGUGCUAGUUAUGCUAAACUCCUGUCUACAUAGUUACUAGGCUUUAAAAUUUGAAGUCCUAUGCUACUUGCCAGGCCAUAUAGAAUGCUCAUCGUGACUAAAUUGGUACUAACAAAAGGCUAGGCACAAGUCAAAAUUCUGAGCACUGGUUGUGUUUACCUGUACUUCUGUGAUCUUGUGCUGUAGGACAGCCCGUAGAUCCUUUUUGCUUCUGAUUUACUGUAGUUAUUGGCAUGGGUAGCCUGUUCAGAACCUAAUGAAGUUGCUAUGGUUCAUUGUUUUCACUAUUUAGAUCUUGAUUUUCAAACAUGUAGCACUACAAAAAACAUCCAUUCUGUAAUCAAAAUGCCUGCUGCAAGCGGCAUACAUGUCGAAACAGCAAGUGCUUUCUUUCAAUAUAAAGGACAAAUGAUUCCAGUUUUGUAGUGCAGCUAAUGUACUCUUAGGCAGGCGUUUUGGCUGGUAUGUGUGCUGAGAGAUUGUGUAAGCAUUGGCAGAGCAAUUGUCUGGGCUGCCGGGACCCCUCCUUCUUUGGUCAGAUCAAAUUAAAUGACCACUAUAGUGCCCUGAGGGUGCCGCCACCCUCAGGGACCCACUCCCGCCCGGCUCUGGAAAGGGGUAAAAACGUACCUUUUUUUUCAGCGCUGGGCGGGGAGCUCUCAGCCCAUUUGGCUGAAUGCGCACGCGCGGCAAGAGCUGCACGCGCAUUCAGCCGGUCGCUGUCAAUGAGACAGCCGCUAGAGGCUUUGGAGGAAGGCUUAACCCAUAGGUAAACAUAGCAGUUUCUCUGAAACUGCUAUGUUUAUAAAAAAAAAUGGGUUAACCCUAGAAGGAUCAGGCACCCAGAGAACUUCAUUAAAGGACCACUAUAGUGCCCUGAGGGUGCCCCCACCCUCAGGGUCCCCCUCCCGCCCGGCUCUGGAAGGGGGAAAGGGGUUUAAACUCAACUUUUUUUCCAGUGCUGGGCGGAGAGCUCUCCUCCUCCGUUCCGCCCCGUCGGCUGAAUGCGCACGCGCGCGCAUUCAGCUGGUCGCAUAGGAAAGCAUUUACAAUGCUUUCCUAUGGACGCUGGCGUGCUCUCACUGUGAAAAUCACUGUGAGAAGCACGCAAGCGGCUGUCAAUGAGAAGGGAAUAGGGGAAGGCUUAACCCAUUCAUAAACAUAGCAGUUUCUCUGAAACUGCUAUGUUUAUUUAAAAAAAAAAAAAAAUGGGUUAACCCUAGAAGAACUUGGCACCCAGACCACUUCAUUAAGCUGAAGUGGUCUGGGUGCCUAGAGUGGUCCUUUAAGCUGAAGUGGUCUGGGUGCCUAGAGUGGUCCUUUAAAUGUAUUGACCCAGAACUAUUGGAAGGUGUAUGUAGUGAUUAUGGUGCUUAGUCUGCCACCAAAAAAACUUCCAUGAAGUCUAAAAUAGGAUUGACACAGUUGAAUAAAUGCACUACUUAUUAUAGAACAUUUAUUCUUACUGGCAAUGUUUGUAAUGUUUCUCACUUUUGGUCACAUGAGAACUGCUUAAUGCAUCCCCUUGAUGUACUACUUUGAGUUAUUGGUGUGGUUUUAUGAGUUAAAGAUGAAUAUACUAAUCUGAGUUUUUUUUUAGGAUGCUGAAGGCCAGGACUUGAGGAUUUUGGAUACAAACUCAAACUGUAAAAAUAAAUGAAAAACCCAACAAACUGCUAGCGUGUUUCUUUGUUGUAUUG
Messenger RNA from Pelobates cultripes (western spadefoot toad), 10408 nucleotides. The record is from the annotation of a GenBank genome assembly. Lineage: Eukaryota; Metazoa; Chordata; Amphibia; Anura; Pelobatidae.